AUGUGGUUUCCCAAGUGGAAUUUAAAAUUAGCAAAUCUGAGAAAAGCGUCAGACAUUGUCUCUAAAUUAAGUUUUUGCGGCAUUGUGUUGUGUUAUUUGGAAUCUGUUGUUUCAGUUGCGGCCUCUCGCUAUCCACAAACAAACAAAAAAUUACAAAAUCAUAAAAAUCAACAUUUAGUUUAA
This is a messenger RNA of Clunio marinus, 183 nucleotides long. Lineage: Eukaryota; Metazoa; Arthropoda; Insecta; Diptera; Chironomidae. The record is from the annotation of a GenBank genome assembly.